AUGGCGGAAAAGUUUUAUGGUCACAGUGCAUUGAGGCGAUGCUUACAGAACAUAGUACCAUGUUCACUGCUGGGUUCGGAGAAGCGGUUGUCGAGUAUCGUGGAGUCGAUUGAGGGGUUGGUGGAAACAUCCCUACGGCAUCCGAAUAGUUCAUUGGAAGUGAUUUUAGGAGUGUUCGUUAGCACUACCAAUGGGAAGCAUGUGAAGCUGCCGAUCCAUGGUCCUGCACUGUUCCAUUCGGAUGACGAGGCAUAUUCUUCUGGACAAGUGGUCUUUCGGAGGAACAUUCGGGCGGAAGUCAUUAAUGAAUUGAUACGGAAUACUAUGUCGAUAGCGCAAGCCAGACAAGCGCAAGGGAAGAGUUGUCGCUUUCACAUAAAUGACUCCACUAUCCGGCGACGAAUAUACGAGAGUGGAGCAUAUGAAGAGGGCCGUACGCGCGAAAACAGAGUGCUGGUUGACUCCUUACUGGUGUACAGACCAGGUACUCCGAUUCAACUCAAAUAUGAGGUGGUUCAAUACCAGAACACAGGACUGCUUGCGUCCAACCCUAUAACACAUCUCCCCUUGGCACCGAAUGGUCACGGUUCAAAUCCAUCGGGUGUGGCGGAUAUGAUCCCAGUAAAAGAGGAAGAGAUUGAGAAGCUGGAGUUCACCUUCUCCGAUGAAAUUCUUAGUUGGCAAUUAAUUACCGAGGUAGUGAAAUCUGAGGACAAGGAGGAGGACGCGGUCGGGCGAGCGUACCUGCGGCUGUCAGGACACAGCGGCCGGGUUUUAUGCACGAUUCGACAGCCGUUUCCCCGAGAAUUUACGAGAGGAAUGGCGGAGCUGUUUUAUAACAAUGCUGCCUUGGUUAGCGCCUUGGACACGAAGGAGAUUUACCCACUGGACUCACAGAGUCUCUACUAUCCGAACAUUUUCGGAGACAGUGCAGCCGAUGUCAAGAGGCACUAUAACCUGAAGAAGAUUGGAGCGGCUAUGGAAUCUGCUAUUGAGAUAGUACGUAUAACAAAUAACCACGCGAAGCGGUUGUUAAUAGAUGAGUACGUUGCCAUGGGAGCGUCAAUUCUUGACCUUGCCUGUGGUCAUGGUCAAGAUCUGUUUAAGGUUCUUGAUAAGCAGCCCAAAAUUUACAUCGGAAUAGAUUUCUCUGCUCAAGAAAUUCAAGAAGCCAGAAGGCGUCUACAGCGGCAUGACUUCCGAGGGCAGCCUUUUAGGUUCCAUGUGGGUAACAUGUUGGUUCCGGACAGCUAUGAGAAGUUUUUGGCGUCGCCGGAGACUGCUGCAUUUGAUGUGGUUAGUGUUCAGUUGGCUAUUCAUUAUACGUUGUCCUCCGAGGCAAAUGCGGAGGCCAUCCUCCAAAGCAUUAGCAAUAAACUCAAGCCAGGAGGCAUUUUCAUUGGAUCCUGUCCAUCCUCAUUCGCUGUAGCGGAACGGAUGAGGAAAGACACGUUUGAAAGGGACGAAAACGGAUGCUCCUUUGGAAACGAGGUCUACAGCGUUACCUUCGCACUCGAGGCCAUGGCCGAAUAUCAACAGCAACCGAAUGAAAAAAUUGCCAACGUAGUGUUACCCGGCGAUGGAGGUGCACCACCCUGGGUUACUGAACAUCAGCAAACUGAACAUAUGAGGACCCAAAUAUCAAUGGGAAUGGGGCUCGAAGAAGACCGAAAGGGACAUACCCUCAUUGAAUCAGAUCCCACUUACUAUAUGGUCAAUGAGAAGUGGGGCGUUCCAUACCAUUUCUGGCUGCUAGACCAUAUUGAUGCCACUGAAUUCGUCGUUCCUUGGCGGGCCUUCUGCAGGGUUGCGAGAAGGUGCAACCUCGUUUGCCUUCUCAGAAGGCCCUUUGAUGAAUACUGCAAGCUUAUGCAAAAUAAAGGACACCCCGAUGCCGUCCGAUUCCAACACCAAUUUGACCAAAUGAGACACAAAAGCAAAAACGCAGACAAACAGAUGGAAGUUGUUUCGUUCUACCAUGUAUUCGCAUUCCAAAAAAGGGCCGACAAUGUUACAGAUCCUAACCAGCUCGCUCUUCUUCCCCCCGCUCAAAGCCAAAUCAACCAAACUCAGAUGCUGAGCGCCUGA
Gregarina niphandrodes is the source of this 2088-nucleotide messenger RNA. Its product is annotated as mRNA capping enzyme, large subunit. Gene Ontology annotation, molecular function: mRNA 5'-cap (guanine-N7-)-methyltransferase activity. NCBI's taxonomy places the organism in Eukaryota, Apicomplexa, Conoidasida, Eugregarinorida, Gregarinidae. Gene Ontology annotation, biological process: 7-methylguanosine mRNA capping. The record is from RefSeq and is a predicted model, not a curated record. Gene Ontology annotation, cellular component: nucleus. The transcript has 2 exons. The coding region runs from base 1 to 2088 and encodes 695 amino acids.